GGGCACGCGGCGUCGGUGUCAUGGCCGCCUCCAUGCUGGGCUCGGCGUGGGGCCCGCAACGGCUUGGCCUCCCGGGCCUGUGCCGCCGCCGGCAGCCCCGCGGCUUGUGGGCCCGCGCACGGCGGCUGCCGGGGUCCGAGGGGUCAGGGCGAAGCGUGGCCGCGGCGAGCGGAUCGGGUGCCUCGGGCACGGACCGCUACUGCAUGGAACUGUUGCGGAAACGAGAUUAUGAAGGCUAUUUAUGUUCCCUGCUAUUCCCUGCAGAAUCCAGAAGCUCUGCCUUUGCACUGAGAGCCUUCAAUGUGGAACUGGCUCAGGUUAAGGACUCAGUCUCUGAGAAAACAAUUGGACUGAUGCGAAUGCAGUUUUGGAAAAAAACCGUGGAUGAUAUAUACUGUGACAGUCCACCACAUCAGCCUGUGGCCAUUGAACUAUGGAAGGCUGUCAAAAGACAUAAUCUGACUAAAAGAUGGCUUAUGAAAAUCAUUGAUGAAAGAGAAAAAAAUUUGGAUGACAAAGCAUAUCGUAAUAUCCAGGAACUGGAAAAUUAUGCUGAAAACACACAAAGCUCUCUUCUUUAUUUAACACUAGAAAUAUUGGGUGUAAAGGAUCUUCAUGCAGAUCAUGCUGCGAGUCAUAUUGGAAAAGCACAAGGCAUUGUCACUUGCUUGAGAGCAACGCCCUAUCAUGGUAGCCGAAGAAGGGUCUUCCUUCCCAUGGAUAUUUGUAUGCUGCAUGGUGUUUCCCAAGAGGAUUUUCUGCGGAAAAGCCAAGAUAAAAGUGUGAGAGAUGUUGUGUAUGACAUUGCCAGCCAGGCACACCUGCACCUAAAGCAUGCUAGGUCCUUCCACAAAAGCGUUCCUGCGAAAGCAUUUCCUGCUUUUCUUCAGACAGUUGCUCUGGAGGACUAUUUAAAGAAAAUUCAACAAGUGGAUUUUGAUAUAUUCCACCCAUCUUUACAGCAGAAGAAUACGUUACUUCCGUUAUCUUUGUAUAUUCAGUCAUGGAGAAAAAGAUAUUAAAAUAAUUUCCAGCA
Molecule: messenger RNA, 1036 nt
Organism: Phacochoerus africanus (Common warthog)
Lineage: Eukaryota; Metazoa; Chordata; Mammalia; Artiodactyla; Suidae
Gene: NDUFAF6
Product: NADH:ubiquinone oxidoreductase complex assembly factor 6
Exons: 9
Coding region: 21-1022 (333 amino acids)
Biological process (GO): mitochondrial respiratory chain complex I assembly; biosynthetic process
Cellular component (GO): mitochondrion
Source: RefSeq, a predicted model, not a curated record